This is a messenger RNA of Aureobasidium uvarum, 840 nucleotides long. NCBI's taxonomy places the organism in Eukaryota, Fungi, Ascomycota, Dothideomycetes, Dothideales, Saccotheciaceae. The record is from the annotation of a GenBank genome assembly.
GCUCUUGUAAUGGCUUUCAAUGCGUUCCUCAAGUAUCUUCCCACGGGUUGGACGGAGGAGAAAUAUCAGCAUGCAAGUGAUAAAGACUUCGCAGACAUCCCAGAAGACGUCAGUCAGACAAUUCUCGAUCUGCAAGAUUUCGUCCAGAAGUUGAAUGCAGAGAGAGCAGCUCGAGGACUUCCUUCAAGACAACUAAACCUCUCAGACGACGCUGAUGAGAUGCACUUCUUGGUAAAGUUGGUCGAAGACGCUGGCUGGGACGAUUUUGGCUUUCUAGUGUUUCGCACACACUUCGACGAUGACAACCUCUGGAAUCAGUUUCGCGAUCUGUGGGAUCCAAUCUUGCAGCAGGGUAUGGACGCAGCGCCUGCAUCAGCUGGACUCGAACGCAUACGAGAAAAACUAUGCAUGAAGAUGGUCGACGAUGAUGCACUGAACGAUAAAUUUCCUAAAGAUGUGGCAUUCGCAUAUCGACUGUGCGAGGAUGAUGAAGAUCUUGAUGAAGACGAGAUCUUGGAGCUAGGUCUUCGCACUCGCAUGUGUCUGUUUGUCGACGAAGAAUGCAUGAGGUCGGUCACUGAACCAAAGUCAAAUGUACCACCGUUUGUCAAGGCAGUAGAUGUCUCACUUGGAGAAACCUUAUCGCGGUCACAGAAUGCCGUAUUCAAAGUUGCGAUCAAGUCUUUGGUCAUGGACUUCUAUCCAUCUCUNGUCUUGCCAGGGAUCGAAGACGUUACUAGAUUGUAUCCGAAUAGCGAGAACGAGAUUUGGACAGAUCUGUCGCAGACCUUGCAUGGAGAGGACGAGUGGAGAAAACUUAAGAAGAUCAUGGGGUACUAA